Molecule: messenger RNA, 2440 nt
Organism: Neodiprion fabricii
Lineage: Eukaryota; Metazoa; Arthropoda; Insecta; Hymenoptera; Diprionidae
Product: GDP-D-glucose phosphorylase 1-like
Exons: 6
Coding region: 189-1247 (352 amino acids)
Biological process (GO): glucose metabolic process
Cellular component (GO): cytoplasm
Molecular function (GO): GDP-D-glucose phosphorylase activity
Source: RefSeq, a predicted model, not a curated record
ACAUUUUGUUCAAAACAGCAUCAGAAACUAGUGCGAACAGUACUGUAAGCGUAUUUUAGACGCAAGGUACGGAGACGUUUAAAUAUUUGCAAUAUUUGCUGAUUGUUCCAGUUUUUUAAGCUCUACGUGCACAUUUGUCACUUAUACACAAGAAUUAAGAACCGUUUUCAUCAAGUUACCAGUGGAAUAUGUCGGAGGUCAGCGGAAUUACUAAAGUUCCGACAUUCCGGUACGAAGACAAAGACUUCAACCUUGUCGUCACGACGGCCAACGGAUUAAAAUCCAGAUUUGAUUCGUUCCUCACAGAGAAAUGGCAAGAUGCAAGAGAAAACGGAAUAUUUUGGGUCGAUCUGAACAUUCCAAAAGAGAGAACUUUGCCAGGCAAUUACGGUUUCUUAGCCCAGCUGCAUCCGGAUAAAGGAAAAAAACGACGGAAGCUCCAAGUGAUCACGUCGAUGUUACAACCCUUCGAUUCCAGAGAAUUUAACUUUACGAAUUUGCCAAAUGAAGAGAUCUUGUUUGACGUUGGCAAUGGAGAUGGGAAUGACAUCGUGGCUGUAAACGUCAGCCCUUCUGGAAUGUACCACAGCUUACUGAUCGUCGAGCGAUUUAAAUGCUUACCGCAAAGAGCUACCAGGCAUAGUAUUGAAAAAGCUGUUGAUUUGAUGCUCCUGAGUAACUCGCCGUACUUCAGAAUAAUCUUCAACAGCUCAUGUGCGCACGCAUCUGUCAAUCACUUACACUGGCAUUUGUACUAUUUGAAACGUGACAUGCCGCUUGAAUCCAUAAAACUCAACCAUCUUCGAGGUCCUGUGUUUAUGCUGAAGGAAUUUCCAGCUAAAGGAUUUUGCUUGAAGUUGUCCUCGUUUUCGGAUCCCAACGCGAUCGGCGAUUUAGUUUCGUGGACGUACUUCAUCGUAGAUCGUCUCCACAAGUCCGAAAUCCCUUACAGUGUCUGUUUAACCAGAGCUAAGGAAAAUAUUGGCGAUAACGUUUAUGAGGAUGUUCGGGUUUAUAUUUGGGGACGAAAGCCUGGAACCAGGGUGACAAACCGCUUCGAUUUUGCGCCAUCUGUAUGCGAGUUUUUUGGACAUUUGAUAAUCACAAGUCGACAACUGUACGACGAAUUGACCGAAGAAUCGGUGGAUAAAAUUUUGAACGAUCUCACUUCGGAUAGCUUCUCGGCUGUGAGAGAUGAUGUGUUAGGAAUGGAUCUGAAUGGGAAGGAAUUGAUAAUGGCGCCGUGAAGAAAUUUAGGUCGAGACGAUAUUCCUGUAACAUUCCAUAAUAUUGAGCUGUAAAAUUUUUUAUAAUGUAUCUGCAAAAUCUGUUCAACAUGCAGGUACCCGCAAAAGCACCCCCUAAUUUACGUUUCAUUUGUAACGUUUCAGAACAUCCGAGUAACGGAAACUAUGUUUCAGCGACAUUUAUAUUGUAACAUUUCAUUUGUAGUAUACCUGUAAAAUCACGGUAAUAAAACGUAUCGUACGUUAGCGUAAUGCCACAUGAAAGGGUUUUUUUUGUAACGUUUUCCUGACGUUCAUGCAGCGUUUAUAUCAGAAUAAUGAAAAAAUUGCAUUUCUAUACUUUUCACGAAACGUUAUGCAUAUUGUCAAUAAAACAUAUUCUAAGAAUGUUUAUUUAUAAACAUUUAGGAGCCAUUAGGAAUAUUAUAUAUGACGGCGGCAAAGCAAAAAUGGUAUAAGUGGGGAGUCUAUAAAUAAACUGCAAAAAUGUUUGAAAUUGUCGACGAGUUAAGCUUGCAAAUAAAAAGUUUCAACAACAUUUGUAUAUUUCAAUGAUAUAUUGUAUCUUUUCAUUCUAUUUCUAUUAUAAUGAAAUAUUGUAUAUUUCAAUAAAACAAAACGUAGCACACGAAACAUUUCUGAAACAGUUGGCGACGUUCUUUCGUGUUAUAUUAAGAAUUGACUUUCCAGUUGCCAACAUGUGACAUUACCAGUAUGGAUCAUACAUAUUUCAGAUAGAUUGUUUCUUACAAACGUUCAAGAAAUGUUUCAAAAACAUUAUUUACGCAAUGUUACACAUGGGCAGAAUAUCCGCUCCAACGUGACGAUACCUGGAUCGAUCAUGUUUAGCGGGUACUUCUUAACCACAUAAAAAAGAUUCAUUUAAUUAAUACAUAGUUUUAUGAAACCUACCAUAUUUAUAAUAGUCGGUAAAAUGAUAUUUGUGUUUGAAUUAUAAUUGAUGCUGAAUUUUCUUCUAUUCUUUCGAUGUUACUCGUACAAAACUUACGCAAGUCGAACUACCAUAUUUCUGUUGUACGAUAAACUUUUCUCCUUGCAUCAGUAUACAAAUGUGGAAGCUUACCGUAUUUUACAACAACGAACCGAUAAUUGAGAAUACGUCAUAAUUGCGUUACACCUUAUAAAACGUAAAAAACGAGAUUUCACCGUAGUGAGGAACUAAUUAAUGAAAA